AUGAAGGAGGCGUAUGAGGAGAACUUGGCUGGGCUUCCGGGGGACGAGAGAGAGGCGUAUGUGUCUGGGUUCAAGAAUCUUGAGCGCAUCCGGUGUAGCGGGGCGUUUUUGGCGCCGCAGCUGUGGAGGUUUUGGUGGGCGUUGGCUGGGCUGCCGCUGAAGAAUGCGUAUGGGUCGACGGAGUGUGGCGGCGGCGUGACGGAGGUCGAUGUGAGCAGGAAGUCCAAUGUCAUCAACUCGGUUGGCCGGCUGGUGACGGACCCGGCUAUUGAGCUGAAGCUCUCAGAGGAGACUCGCGGGGAGUUCCUGGUCAAGAGUCCGUGGAUGUUGAUAGAGUAUAUCGGCAACAAAGACGCAACAAGGGCCUCCUUCACCGACGACGGCUUCCUGAAGACGGGCGACAUCGGCCACCUAGACGGCGACGAAUACGUCUUUGACGGCCGCAAGAACGACGACUUCAUCGAACGCGUUCCCCGCCUCGCCGUCGAAGCCGCCAUCUUCUCCCUCCCCUACAUCGCCGAAGCCCAUGUCCUCCGCGUCCCAGACCACGAAACCCGCGCCGUCGCCGCCGCGCUCAUCCGCAUCAAACCCGGGCCCUCGUCGCCGUCCGCGUCCGAAAUGACGAUCGCCCGCCUCCACGCGGACCUCAGCCCCGUCCUCCCAGCGUAUAUGCGUCCGUACCUCCUGCGCGUGCUGGAAAGCACCGAAGAGAUCCCCUACACGGCCUCGCAGAAGCCGGUCAAGUCUGAAAUGCUGAAACGGUUCUUUGGAGUCCCCGUUGAUGGGUUCUGGGAUGAUGAGGAGCCGACGACUGGGGUGCAGGUCUGGCCACAGCGGUUUUCGCUGGUCGGGCCGCCCCCAGACACUGCGUAUCGGACCAGCGAAGCCUCCAGCUGGCAGGGACAGAGACCUUGGGAAUGGGGGACUUGGCAGGCGGCUGGAGAGGAUAUACCCUAG
Molecule: messenger RNA, 957 nt
Organism: Aspergillus mulundensis
Lineage: Eukaryota; Fungi; Ascomycota; Eurotiomycetes; Eurotiales; Aspergillaceae
Exons: 3
Coding region: 1-957 (318 amino acids)
Source: RefSeq, a predicted model, not a curated record